Molecule: messenger RNA, 1779 nt
Organism: Lycium barbarum (goji berry)
Lineage: Eukaryota; Viridiplantae; Streptophyta; Magnoliopsida; Solanales; Solanaceae
Exons: 3
Coding region: 1-1779 (592 amino acids)
Source: RefSeq, a predicted model, not a curated record
AUGCGACCGUUGAUAUAUGAUUCUCAGUUCAGUAUUGAAAAUGAGACUUCAAUUGCUAUGGUUUGGAUUUCGUUUCCAAACCUUCUUCCUACUUUUUUUGUCAAGGAAUCUUUGUUUACAUUAGCUUCAGCUGUGGGCAAACCAAUUCAACUAGAUGCUGCUACUAUCAACAAAACUAGGCCAAAUAGUGCAAGAGUGAAAGUGCAAGUAGAUUUGCUUGCAGAUUUUCCUAAGUCUGUGUGGAUGGAUAUUGAAGAUGAUGUUACAAAGGAUAUCAGGUCUAUUAAAGUUAAUAUUCAGUAUGACUACCUACCAAAGUAUUGCAUAAAUUGUUUUUUGCAAAGUCAUUCCAAUGAAGAUUGUUGGGUGCUUCAUCCAGAACUGCUAGAAAAUGAAGUGGCAGACAAAGAAGAAGUGGUUCAAAACAAGGGAAAGGCUUUAGUUGUAGCAGAAGAACCUGGAACAAGCAAACAAGGGUGGGUCCAACAAGGAAGAUAUAAAGGAGAUGGGGGGUGGAAAAAACCAAUGCAACAGUAUCUACCAAAAGUUUUAUCCAGUGGUACUGUGGUAUUGAACCAAGGAGUAGAGGAUUCUGAAGUUAGUAAGUUGAGUAAUGAGAAUAAAAGUAAUGAGAAGGAUGUGGUAGAAGAGGAUGGUUCUGUAGAACAAAGGGCUGCAGUUGUAUUUGUAGACGAUAUGAAGGAUCAUAAUAAUGUGCAUGAUCGUGUAGUAGAAGCUGUUAAUGGUGAUCCUGAUCCUGUUCAAAAAGAGAUUAAUAAUCAACAGCUGGAUGGCAAAGCAGAAACUCAGGAGGUUAAAGUGGAUUAUGAUUCAAAGGAGGCUCAUGACUGCCAAGAACAAGAGAAUAAUGGAAUAUCUGAUGAUGUACAAGAGUCUGUAAUGGUGCAUGGAAGAAUUGAUGAAGAUCUUAAUGUUGGAGAAGGAGUGUCAGAACCCUUUGAUCAAUAUGUGGGCAAAGAUGAAAUUGACCAAAAUAAAGGUGUUUUGGAAGUUAUGCAUGAUCCGGGGGAUGGGGUGAAUAACUUGAUUAAUAAGGAUCAAGUACUAGUUAACAAUAUACUAGCACUUGCAGAUACAGAUGAUCAGCAACUAGGAGAGAAAGAUAGGGGUGUUAGGGAUGAAGAUGAAGAUUUUACUCAGAGAUUUGACGCAAUUAACAGGUAUCAUGAUGUAAAGGAGGCUUCUGAAGUUGCUCUGGAAAAUCAGCUGUCUGAAUGUACUCAAGCGGGUAAUCUGAAUAUGAAUGAAGUUUCUAAUGAGGAGGUUCAAGGUUUGAUUGGAAAGUACUCAAUGUGUCUGGAGAAUUUACCAGUAUUGCCACAAGAAUAUGAAGAUUUUGCCUUUUGUCUGAAUUCUUGUGAGUUGCAUGAGAUGCCUUUCAAAGGGAGUCCUUUCACCUUGUGGAAUUGUAGGGCUGCCAAUGAUUGCAUUUUUAAGAGAUUGGAUAGGAUUGUGCAUAAUGAUACAUUUCAGAAUUGGUUUGGACAACUAGAAGUGGAACAUUUGUCAAGGACUGGUUCUCAUCAUGCACCAUUACUUGUAUCUUGUGGAGAUCAAGUGGACAAUUUUACCAAACCAUUCAGAUUUCUCAAAUUCUGGGUGGAACAUGAUACUUUGUUUUUUUACUUUGUUAAGCAGCAAUGGGAAGCAGACUUAUCUGAUGAAGUGUUUCUGUCCUUUAAACUCAAGAUGAAGAAACUGAAAGCUUCUUUAAGUACAUGGAGUAAGGAUACUUUUGGGGACAUUUUGAAAAACUAG